Messenger RNA from Anopheles maculipalpis, 2694 nucleotides. RefSeq lists its product as uncharacterized. Lineage: Eukaryota; Metazoa; Arthropoda; Insecta; Diptera; Culicidae. Gene Ontology annotation, biological process: proteolysis. The record is from RefSeq and is a predicted model, not a curated record. Gene Ontology annotation, molecular function: serine-type endopeptidase activity. The transcript has 12 exons.
AUGUGUCUGAAGCUCGGCAAGAUGUUUCCUCCGUGUUACGUUAUACUUUUAGCUUUGUGUUUCGAUUUGGCGACAGAAAGCGUGUUGAUACCUGGAGGUGAUAUUAGUGCUCCCGAUAUAACGGAUAUAGUGUUACCUAAUCAAAGAGAGUCAUUAGCUGACUGUCAAUUUCGACACUUUAAGUAUGGCAAAAAUUCAAUCAUAAAACCUGCCUCUGGUCAACCGACGUACCUGAGAGAGUUUGCACACAUGGCUGCGAUAGGAUGGACACAGCGAGAUGGUAGCAUUACGUGGAACUGUGGCGGAUCUUUAAUAUGGGAAAAUUAUAUUCUAACAGCAGCACACUGUGCUGAGGACGCUCAGAACGAAAAACCGGAUGUCGCACGAUUUGCUGAUUUGGAUCUAUUCAACGACACAGAUGAUCGGUAUGCUCAGCAGAUAAAAAUAGUGGAGAUCAUACGACAUCCAGAACAUAAGUUCCGGGCACGUUAUCACGAUAUCGCUUUAAUGCGUUUAGAGCACAGUGUAAAAGUUCACGACACCGUAGCACCUGCCUGCCUGUGGACGGAUGAUGAAAUUCGUUUCAAAACGUUUGAAGCCACUGGCUGGGGAGACACCGGUUUCGGCGCAGAGAGGACACCUAUUCUGCUGAAAGUAUCUCUCGCUCCCGUGGACAGUGAGCGGUGCAUCGAACAUUAUCUAAAUUUACGAGGACUGCGAUCUGGUUUGCAUACGAAUCAACUAUGUGCCGGAGAUCCACGAAUGGAUACAUGUCCGGGUGAUUCUGGAGGACCGUUACAGGUUAAGCUACUGCACAACACUCGUAUAACUCCAUUCCUGGUCGGAGUAACGUCAUUCGGUACUGCGUGUGGACUUUCAGUGCCAGGAGUUUAUACGAGAGUUGCUCCGUAUGUACCUUGGAUCCGGACCGUGUUAAAUGAUCGUGGUGAAAAUGCUACAGAAUGGAAAUUUCAACCGCAAGCGUGUGCGCUACGUUAUGCAGAGUAUCGAGAAUACGAACCAAGAGUUGUACUGUACAAAACGGAUAAAGAUGAAACGGUUGAUCUAUCUGAGGCUCAUCUGUUCGCUCAAGCAUCAAGUCAGCUAGUGUCAAUUCAUUGGAACGAAACGGAAGAACGAAAGGAGUGCUUUGGAGUGAUAAUAGACGAAAGCACUAUCGUUACUUUAGCCCGGUGUGUCUUAAAGAAAGGGGAUCCUCCAUCUUACGUGAAGUAUUAACAAAACAAGAUAAACAUUGUUACCCACUCCUACAAGCAUCCGAAUUGGACUGAAGGCUCACUUUAUGACGAUGUUGGACUUCUUAGACUGAAGGAUCCGUUGCAGUUUUCCAAAGACUUUACACCAGCGUGCAUUUGGGAACGAGCGGACCUACCUGCUUCUGAAGCUGAAGUAUCUGGCCAUGGGCUGCAAGAACUAAACGAAAUUCACGUGUAUGAGGAAGAUUUGGAGACAACUGCUUCUUUAAAUCGUACUAUCGAUGUACUUGGUGUAGUGAUGUUACAAAACGCUACAAAUUGUACACACAUCCCACAUUUGUCACCAGCCGAACAUAUCUGCUUCGGUGCAGAACCAUUCCUAGUUCCGGGUACCUGUCAGCUAUCUCCGGGUGGACCAAUACAUCGCGAAAUAAUGCGCUCUUCCCGCAGCUUAAUGUAUGUGUUCGCACUUAGCCUUUACGGUCGCGACUGUGGCUUCGGUGAGCCGGCCGUGGGUGUACGGUUGGUGACCCAUAUGCCUUGGAUGGAGUCGAUACUGCUACCGCAGAAAGACGAGGGCGAAGACAAACCAGAACCGUUCAUAUUUUUAAAUAGUGACUUAGAAGAAGGGGAUCCUUGCACUGUGGAUAGCAAAAGUUCAGGAGUUUGUACCAGUGCGAUCAAUUGUCCCUUUAUGCUACAUCGCUUUCGUCAGAAUCAACCGGUUCAGUUUUGUCAGAGUGGAUCCGUUUUGUGCUGCCCGCGAGAGUAUAUUCGCAAUGGAACGGAUGCAGAAUGGAGAGAGAUAGACAGCUGUGCAAACGAAACGGUUGAUGUGGAGAAAGAAUUCGAUCAUAAUCGACAUGUGGUCAACAUCAUUUGGGAGGGAGGACAAGAGGAACAACGUUGCAUCGGGACAAUGGUCACUAGUAGAACCUAUGUGACAGCAGCAAGUUGUCUGGAAGGUGUCGCGGAUCCAGUUUACGUUCACAUUGAACAUAGACAACUUCCAAUGGUUUUAUUGAUGGUCGUUAGGAAUAUAAUAAUACAUCCGGAGUACGAUCGUGCAACAAAACGUCAUAACAUUGCAUUGGUGUCCACCAUGAAUCGUACUGAAGAAUUUUUCGAAAAGGUACCGGUGUGUCUUUGGAGUAAUGCAACGCAUACACCUUUCUAUCUUGAGCAAGUUGGGCUAUCAGAAAACAAAGAUGAAAACGCAGCGCUUACCUUUACGAAGUUUAACACUGACUGUGAGCGAUCGUUCGGUAGAAGUCUAGUAUCUGAAGAAUUAUGUCUAGAUGUAGAGUAUCCGGAGGAAAUGUUUGUGGUUGCUGAAGGCACACCAGCGUUCUGGAGUCAUCGAAAUUCCGUCCACUUUCUCGUUGGUUUUGCCAGCCACAGUGCACCAAACGAUAGCAGUGUGUUUCUGCAUACACGUAUUGCACCGUAUGUAAGCUGGAUUAAGAGUGUUUUGUGA